AUGUCCUCGCCCCAGCUUCGCAACGAUGAACAUCGAGUUGGAAAUGUCUAUGGCACCGUCGAGGUUGGCGGCCAGGCGCGGGUACAGCUCGGUAACAGCUACAAUCACACCACACAGAAUGUGUCAAUCCAAAUCAACAGCACGAUUAGCACUGUCUGGAAGCUGUACAAGAAAUGCAGAACCACACCAGAGAGUUAUUACAAUAUUUCGCAAGAACUGAACUCCCUCCACGCCUUCCUCAAAGAAUGUGAAGAAGUAUUUCCAGAAGAGUUACGCUCGAGCGACCGGUCCGCCAGGUUGACUAUCAUUCUCGUUGGGUGCACAGACAUCGCGGAGGAGCUCGGUGCAAUUGUUCAAAAGUAUGAAAGCCUUGGACUGCAGCAGAGGAGGACUUGGGACCGGCUACAGUGGCAUUCGAACGAGAUCAAUCAGAUUAGAGCUCGUAUUACCUCUCACGUAGGAAUGCUCACAGCUUUCAUGACCACCUCACAGCUCAAUGUAGCACGCAAGCUCGAAGCCUUACUUCUUGAAUUUCGACGCGGCAAUAUGGACGGGUCUGUAGUUUCAUCAGUGACGAUUGACUCCCUGAAUGGCGAUGAACGGGCACAAUGGCGAGCUGUUCGAAAAGAAUUCGAGGAACAUGGUAUCACACUUGAAAUGUUCACUUCUCAACGUAACUUCAUUUUCAAGUGGUUUGCGAAGGCUGUGACAGCUGGCCACUUCGACGAAGAGAGGCCUACUGAUCAGGAUACAGCUUUUCUCCAUGGCGACAAUGACAGCUCACUUGACAAUGUGCAGCACAAGCUAUCUCAGUCAGCAUUCACCAACAGUCCCCCCCAGGCUUCGCAGCAAUCGUUGACUCCCACACAUUUGUCGGAACAGCGUGACAGCAUACGUCCUCCGGAACCGAACAAUGUUCAAACCCACUCAGCACGCGAAGUCAAGACCCAUCUAGAACCGAGCGCAGAUCAAAAACAGGUUUCAGCCACACGAGUCCCUCCUCCCAAUCGUCGAGGUUCUGGUGCAAAGGUGUCCCGCUUUGCACUGACACUUGUCAAACUCCGGAGAGCUCUGGAGGCGGAGCGUGAUAGACAGCGCCAGAGAGCUCUGGAGCGUGAUAGACAGCUGUUCGAAGACUUAGUGAUGGGCUGA
Molecule: messenger RNA, 1152 nt
Organism: Lithohypha guttulata
Lineage: Eukaryota; Fungi; Ascomycota; Eurotiomycetes; Chaetothyriales; Trichomeriaceae
Product: serine palmitoyltransferase component
Exons: 1
Coding region: 1-1152 (383 amino acids)
Source: RefSeq, a predicted model, not a curated record